Penicilliopsis zonata CBS 506.65 is the source of this 1218-nucleotide messenger RNA. RefSeq lists its product as hypothetical. The transcript is spliced from 3 exons. Lineage: Eukaryota; Fungi; Ascomycota; Eurotiomycetes; Eurotiales; Aspergillaceae. The record is from RefSeq and is a predicted model, not a curated record. Gene Ontology annotation, molecular function: oxidoreductase activity, acting on the CH-OH group of donors, NAD or NADP as acceptor. Bases 4 to 894 code for a protein of 296 amino acids.
CCAAUGUUGCCUUUCUACUUUCUCUGCGCACUCCCCCUUCCCUGGCUGAUAUACCGUACGAACCGGUUCUUCAGCCGCCGCGCCCUGAACAACGCAACACCAGCCAGCUUCGACUGGAACAAGGAGAUCGUCGUGAUAACAGGCGGAUCGAACGGGAUCGGUGCAGCGACGGCACGGCUUCUCGCCGGGAGAAAGACGACAGUCGUCAUCUUGGAUAUCCUGCCGUUGAGCUUUGAUCCGCCUGAAAACCUGCAUUACUACCGUUGCGAUAUCACGCAGUAUGCAGAUCUACAGGCUGCAGCAGAGAUAAUCCGGAGGGAAGUCGGAGCGCCAACCUGUGUGAUAGCGAAUGCGGGAAUCUGUCGUGGGAGACCUCUCCUCCAGGCCACGGAGAGAGAUGUCGAACAGAUAUUCUCCGUCAACAGCCUCGGUCUGAUCUGGACGAUCAAGACGUUCGUCCCGGACAUGGUCUCGCGAAACCACGGCCAUCUGGUGAUUAUGGCGUCGCAGACUGCCCACCUCGCCACGGCGGGCAUCACAGCCUAUGCCGCGACCAAGUCAGCGGCUCUGGCUGUCUACGAGGGAGUGCACACCGAACUGCGACACCACGCAGCCACAGCCGCGCGUGCCGUUCGAGUCUCGUGCGUGGCCCCCUCGGCGGUCUCGACGGCCAUGUUCGCAGGGAUCCAGAUGCCCCCAGGGAUCGAACUGCUGUCUGCAGAAGCCGUCGCAGAGGGUGUAGCGCAAGUGGUAUGGAGUGGCGAGAGCCAGAAUGUCUCCAUCCCCUCUUCUUCAGGGAUGUCGGCGUGGAUGAGAGCGUUGCCGGACUGGACGCGCGUCGCCCUACAAGAUUUCGGCAAGGAUGUGAUGAAGAACCUCACGGUGACCAGGUAGACACGACCGAUUACAUGCAAAUAUAUCAUACAUGCGUUAAACGUACUUUCAACCCUCCCCUCGGUCUAGAAGUAAGCCCCGUCUCGAUGACGAUGGGUCCAUCCUCGGCCAACUCAAUGGUAAACGCCCGCACCAGCGCUGCCAGGAGACACGCAAACUCCCCGCGCGCAAACCCCUGUCCAAUACACGACCGCGGACCGUGCAGAAACGUCAUAAACGCAUAGUUGGAUGUACUGCCGCCGCCAGAGGGUGUCUUUAGCCAACGCUCUGGGCGGAACUCUCGCGCAUCGGCACCCCAGAGCCGAGUCGAGAGGUUAGUCGCGC